Leopardus geoffroyi (Geoffroy's cat) is the source of this 3295-nucleotide messenger RNA. RefSeq names its product PMS1 homolog 2, mismatch repair system component (gene PMS2). The record is from RefSeq and is a predicted model, not a curated record. Bases 422 to 2890 code for a protein of 822 amino acids. NCBI's taxonomy places the organism in Eukaryota, Metazoa, Chordata, Mammalia, Carnivora, Felidae. The transcript has 14 exons. Gene Ontology annotation, cellular component: MutLalpha complex. Gene Ontology annotation, molecular function: ATP binding; ATP-dependent DNA damage sensor activity; ATP hydrolysis activity. Gene Ontology annotation, biological process: mismatch repair.
UAAUAAGACAACCAGGUGUUGAUAUACUGAGAAAUUACUAUGUUUUAAACUUAAAUUUAGCAUCUUUUAUGUGCCUAGGUAGGUAGUAAUAAUAAAAGCAGUUAACUUUUAUUGUGUUCUUACUGGUGCCACACAGCUGUUUCUAAUCUGCCGAAUAACCGUAUGAGAUAGGAAUUAUUAUCACUACUAUAUUCAUUUUAUAGAACCAAAAAUGAAGGCACGGGAAUUUACUUUGAGGUCAUAGAGCUAGGAAAACGUGAUUCCAGGAAGUCUGAUUGCAGAGCCUUUUUUCCGUAAUGACUCUUGAAAUUAUCCUUUUGAAAGAAAGGUAGAAAGGAAGGAAAGAGAGAAAAGAGAAAACUAUUUUAUCUGGGUUAGUAAAUUGCCAAGACGUCCUUUUAAAGAAAAUGAAAUACACAAAAUGACGGUAGUACAUUUAAAUCUAAGGCUCAAAGACUAUGGGGUGGAUCUCAUUGAAGUUUCAGACAAUGGAUGUGGGGUAGAAGAAGAAAACUUUGAAGGCUUAACUCUGAAACAUCACACUUCUAAGAUUCAAGACUUUGGUGACCUAACUCAGGUUGAAACUUUUGGCUUUCGGGGGGAAGCUCUGAGUUCACUUUGUGCACUGAGCGAUGUGACUAUUUCUACCUGCCACGCAUCCGCGAAGGUCGGGACUCGGCUUGUGUUUGAUCACAAUGGGAAAAUCGUCCAGAAAACCCCCCACCCACGACCCAGAGGGACAACGGUCAGUGUGCAGCAGCUAUUUUAUACACUCCCUGUGCGCCAUAAGGAGUUUCAAAGGAAUAUUAAAAAGGAGUAUGCCAGAAUGGUCCAGGUCUUACAAGCAUACUGUAUCAUUGCAGCAGGCAUCCGUGUAAGUUGCAGCAAUCAGGUUGGACAAGGAAAACGCCAGCCUGUGGUUUGCACAAGCGGAAGCUCCAGCAUAAAGGAAAACAUUGGAUCUGUGUUUGGGCAGAAACAGCUGCAAAGCCUCAUUCCUUUUGUUCAGCUGCCCCCUAGUGACUCUGUGUGUGAAGAGUACGGGCUGAGCCACGGUGAUGCUUUGCAGACUCUGUUUCGCAUCUCUGGUUUCAUUUCUCACUGUGCUCAUGGUGUUGGAAGAAGCUCCACAGACAGACAGUUUUUCUUUAUCAAUCGGCGGCCUUGUGACCCGGCAAAGGUUUCCAGACUUGUGAACGAGGUCUAUCAUAUGUAUAAUCGCCAUCAGUAUCCAUUUGUUGUUCUUAACAUUUCUGUUGAUUCAGAAUGUGUUGACGUCAAUGUUACUCCCGAUAAAAGGCAAAUUUUACUGCAAGAGGAGAAGCUUUUGUUGGCAGUUUUAAAAACAUCUUUGAUAGGAAUGUUUGAUGGUGAUCUCAACAAACUUAAUGUCAGUCAGCAGCCGUUGUUGGGUAUUGAAGGUAACUUAAUAAAAAAGCCUUCGGCAGAAAUGGAGAAGCCUGUGCCAGAAAAACAGGAUGAUCCCGCUUCGUUAAGGACUGCAGGAGAAGCGAAGAGGGCAGUGACCAUUUCCAGACUGAGAGAGACCUUUUCUCUUCGGCACACGACAGAGACCAAGUCUCAGGGCCCGAACACCACCGAACCGAGACGGAUUUCUCCGAGACAGAAGAGACACGUCCAGCGUUCUGGAGCUCCAGACUCCCUGUGUUUCCAGAAGUGCGCCUCGGGCACAGGCUCGUCCGGCCCUGGCGGGGAGGCGAUGCAUUUGCGCGGGGACCCCUGUGACCGCAGGGACGGAGCGGAGACGGAGCAGGACUCGAGGCACAGCCGCACUUCGGCCGGCCCGCGGGAAGGGCCCGGCACCCCAGCCACGGGCGGUCGGUCCGGUGGUGUCUGUGCAGCAAACUCCCCUGAGGACAGGUUUUCACAGGGAAACGCGGAAGCUUCUAAGAAGUUGCCUGAACUUGACCGUCGCUCUGCAGACACGGAGCGUGGUUCCAAUCACGAGGACGGGGGACGUCAACAUAGGGUCUCGCCCCCGCCCGUAGAUGAAUCCUCCCCAAGCACACGGCGUUUCAAAAAAGACGGCAUUCCUUUGAAUCCUGACGUCCCCCAAGGGUUGGUGACUGCACAGAACACAUCAGCGUCUCAGGUCGACGUGGCUGUUAAAAUCAGUAAGAAAGUAGUGCCCCUGGCCUUUUCCAUGCGGUCUUUAGCGGCACGAAUAAAGCAGUUACGUCACCAAGAAAGGCCACAAGAAGGCGAACAGAAUUAUAGGAAGUUCAGGGCAAAGAUUUGCCCCGGAGAAAACCAAGCCGCCGAAGAUGAACUGAGAAAGGAGAUAAGUAAAACGAUGUUUGCAGACAUGGAGAUCAUUGGUCAGUUUAACUUGGGAUUUAUAAUCACCAAACUCAAUGCAGAUAUCUUCAUAGUGGACCAGCAUGCCACGGAUGAGAAGUACAACUUUGAGAUGCUCCAGCAGCACACAGCCCUCCAGGGUCAAAGGCUUAUCGCACCCCAGACUCUCAACUUAACUGCUGUCAAUGAAGCUAUCCUAAUAGAAAAUCUGGAAAUAUUCAGAAAGAAUGGCUUCGAUUUUGUUAUCGACGAAGGGGCUCCAGUCACUGAAAGGGCGAAGUUGAUUUCCUUGCCAACCAGUAAAAACUGGACCUUUGGACCUCAGGACAUCGAUGAACUGAUCUUCAUGCUCAGUGACAGCCCUGGGGUCAUGUGUCGGCCUUCCCGCGUCAGACAGAUGUUUGCCUCCAGAGCCUGUCGAAAGUCUGUGAUGAUUGGAACCGCCCUAAACACAAGUGAGAUGAAGAAACUGAUCACCCACAUGGGUGAGAUGGACCAUCCCUGGAACUGUCCCCACGGAAGGCCGACCAUGAGACACAUUGCCAACCUGGAUUUCAUUUCUCAAAAGUGACAACAUCUCUCGCUUUCUAGAAUUGUACGUUUCAUCGCAGAUUUUUCCUUUUCAAAAGCAGGGUUUUAACGAGUCAGCUUGUUGCCAAAUAAACCUGUUUGAAAAAAAAGAAACUGACCAGAUCCACUAGAAAUGAUCUUGAGAACCUCGUCAAACCACGCGGAGCAGUGUUUGCACCGGCUUUUGUCCCGCACCAGAGUGUGUGUGCGCAUACAGGCAAGAAGAGCAUGUCUUACAGAAACAGGAAGAACGCUUCGAAAGCCACCUGGGCCUCUGCUGCUGUGGCCUGAGGUAUCUUAGUCAGCAACUUUCAGCCCGUAGUAUGAUUAAAUUCAUAAUGGUUUAAUUUCAUAAAAUUACGGUCCUUUUGGGUUCGGGGUUGUCCACCCAAAUGCACAUUAAAUU